AUGGCGAGUAGCUCUUGUGGAUUCCAUGGAAGCGACAAAGCAGACAUUGAAUACGCUUACGCUUGGGUGGGGAACUCAGCAACGCAGUGCCCGGGGCAGUGCGCAUGGCCAUUUCAUCAGCCCGUUUAUGGCCCGCAGAGCCCUCCUCUGCUGCCCCCCAAUGGCGAUGUGGGCAUUGACGGUAUGACCAUCAACAUUGCGGUGACGAUUGCGGGAGCAGUGACUAAUCCAUUCAAGUCGGAAUACUUCCAGGGAGACGCCGCUGCUCCAUUGGAGGCGGUAUCAGCUUGUCCGGGCAUGUAUGGAAGUGGGGCUUAUCCCGGUUACGCCGGGAAACUGUUUGUGGACGAGACGACAGGUGUCAGUUACAACGCUCACGGCGUGAACGGCCGCCCGUUCCUUCUACCGGCAAUCACCUCACGAUCCUGCAAGACCUUGGUCUAA
This is a messenger RNA of Cryptomeria japonica (Japanese cedar), 444 nucleotides long. Its product is annotated as protein PHOSPHATE-INDUCED 1-like. The transcript has 2 exons. NCBI's taxonomy places the organism in Eukaryota, Viridiplantae, Streptophyta, Pinopsida, Cupressales, Cupressaceae. The record is from RefSeq and is a predicted model, not a curated record. Bases 1 to 444 code for a protein of 147 amino acids.